CUUUCUCUCUCUUUCUCUGUCUCUCUUGCUCUCUCUCUCUCUCUGUCUCUCUCUGUCUCUCACACCCCCUCUCUCACACACGCACCCUCACUUUCACUCACUCGCAGGCAGUGAGAACUGAGCACUCUGCGACAAGUAAAGAGCGGCACGUCUGCGGUCCUCCUCCUACAAGAUGAGUUACUCCGGCGACAUGUACUCCAGUAGUUCGUAUCGGAAGAUUUUUGGAGACGCGCCACGGGUCUCGGGGCGUAUCUCAGCGAGCAGUAGCCCGUCUCGUCUUUCGGCCGGGUACCGCUCACAGCACCGCAGCUAUGGGCCAUCGUCCGUGCUGACUUCCAGCUACCGCAGCAAGGUGGGUGCCGGUCGCAGCUACUCGUCCUUUCCCGACACCAGCAUUGACCUGUCGCAAUCCACUGCCGUCACCAACGAGCUGAAAAUCAUCCGCACCAAUGAAAAGGAGCAAUUGCAAGGCCUCAACGACCGCUUCGUCACUUUCAUCGAGAAGGUGCACAAUCUGGAGCAGCAGAACAAGGUGCUCGAAGCGGAGGUUACCUUGCUGCGUCAGCGACACUCCGAGCCCUCUCGCCUGCACGAUCUGUACGAGCAGGAGAUCCGCGAGCUCCGGGCUCGCGUGGAGGAGCUGACCCAUGAGAAGAGCCAGAUGCACUUGGACUGCGUCCAGAUGAACGAGACGCUGGACCGCCUGAAGGAGAAGCUGGAGGAGGAGACACGACUCCGCGAGGAGGCGGAGAACACCCUGAAGGGGUACCGCAAGGACGUGGACGACGCGACUCUCUCGCGACUCGAGCUCGAGAAGAAAGUUGAAUCGCUGCUGGAUGAGAUCGCUUUCCUCAGGAAAGUUCACGAGGAGGAGCUGCAAGAGUUGCAGGCGUCUUUGCAAGCCACACAGAUCCAGGUGGAGAUGGACAUGACCAAGCCGGACCUGUCGGUGGCGCUGAAGGACAUCCGGGCGCAGUACGAGACGCUGUCCGCCAAGAACCAGCAGCAGGCCGAGGAGUGGUACCGCUCCAAGUUCGCCAGCGUCACCGAGGCGGCCGCCCGCAACUCCGACGCCGUCAAGCAGACCAAGGAGGAGCUGAGCGAGUACCGGCGCCAGGUGCAGGCCCGCACCCUGGAGAUCGAGUCCCUCAGGGGCCAGAACGAGGCCCUGGAGCGCCAGCUGGCCGAGAUGGAGGACCGCCACGGCGCGGAGGUCGCGGACCUGCAGGACGCCAUCCAGCAGCUGGAGGGCGCCCUGCGCAGCACUAAGGGGGAGAUGUCUCGCCACCUGCGCGAGUAUCAGGACCUGCUCAACGUCAAGAUGGCUCUGGACAUCGAGAUCGCCGCCUACAGGAAGCUACUGGAGGGGGAGGAGUGUCGUUUGAGCACAGUGGGCGGGGCUAUGCUCCAGGCGGGUUACUCUAGCUAUUCCUAUGCUUCCGGGCGCUCGUACCACCUGAGCGCCAGCUCCCCCUACAGGAGGGCCGGCGCAAAGCCCGAGGAGGCCGAGGAGGGAGACGAGGAGGAAGAGGAGAAGGAAGAAGAGGAAGAAGAGGGAGAAGAAGAAGCAGGAGAGGAGGGAGAAGAGGGAGAUGACCAAGAAGACGGAGAGGAGGACGAAGAGGAUGAGGAAGGCGAGGAGGAGGAAGAGGAGGAGAAGCCACAGAAGAAGAAGGAAGACGAGAAGGACAAGAAGAAGGAGGCUGCUCCCAGCAAGACCAGCAAGAGCUAAACUGCUCACGUCAUCCUUUCUUUCAUCACUUUCAGCAAACCCAUUCACUCAUAUGGGCUCCCUCAUUCCAUCUCUUUCUCUCUCUCUCUCGCACGCACACACAGACACACAGGAACACACACACACACACACA
Molecule: messenger RNA, 1865 nt
Organism: Anguilla rostrata (American eel)
Lineage: Eukaryota; Metazoa; Chordata; Actinopteri; Anguilliformes; Anguillidae
Gene: neff1
Product: neuronal intermediate filament family member 1
Exons: 4
Coding region: 173-1732 (519 amino acids)
Biological process (GO): intermediate filament organization
Cellular component (GO): cytoplasm; intermediate filament
Molecular function (GO): structural constituent of cytoskeleton
Source: RefSeq, a predicted model, not a curated record